Messenger RNA from Aspergillus steynii IBT 23096, 5205 nucleotides. RefSeq names its product putative gelsolin repeat protein. Gene Ontology annotation, molecular function: actin filament binding; phosphatidylinositol-4,5-bisphosphate binding. The record is from RefSeq and is a predicted model, not a curated record. NCBI's taxonomy places the organism in Eukaryota, Fungi, Ascomycota, Eurotiomycetes, Eurotiales, Aspergillaceae. The coding region runs from base 1 to 5205 and encodes 1734 amino acids. Gene Ontology annotation, biological process: actin filament severing; barbed-end actin filament capping. The transcript is spliced from 3 exons.
AUGACUUCCACAACCGGUGCCGAAGGCACGGAAGAUGUCAAUGACUUCCUGCUUCGUAUCCGGGAGCUCGGUGAAAGGCGCGACAAGGAGGACGAAGAGCGUACGAAGAAAUUGGAGGAGGAAAUCUUGAAGGGUCGACAGGAGAGACAGGCGAGAAGAGCUGAGCGGGCCAGAUCCAUCUCGCCGACGAAAGAUUCCCCUUCUUUAUUUGAUACCACUCGAUUGAGCAUGCCUCCCCCCACCACGCCGCGGCCGAUCGAUCCUCCCGAACAACUCGAGCCAACUCGGUACGAACCUGAGCGGGAAUCCACUCCGAAGUCUGAUUUUAUUCGAGACGACGUAUCGAUGACGACGGACGGGAGUCGGAGGGGCUCGAGGGCGGAGGGUAGCGAGAUCGAAACAUCUCCCAAGCCUCCUUCGACUUCCACCUCGCCUCUUCGAAGCAGAACGGGAACUUUGUCCUGGCAACAACGACCGUCGUCGCGGGACCUUGGUAGCAACAGAUCCUUUUUCUCUAGCUCUCCCACACGUGAGAAUCGCUGGAGGGCCAUGUCUACAACUUCGAACGAUGACCAUGCGGCGCCUCGGAGCCCGAGUGCCUGGUCGCCCUCAGCUAAGGAGACUCCCCCUCCACUGAAACCAACAGAACGAAGCCUCGGCUCUCCGAUGCGCAGCAAGCCUACAGAAGAAAACGUCCAUGAGACUUCUCUGGAAGAGAGCAGCACCAAAGAGCAUGACCCUCCAGUGGAAACUAACGCCGAACAAGAAAAAGAAGCCACCCACCAGGAAACUCCGGAGGCGCGGUCACGCUCUCCAUCUCGAGCAAGCUCAAUAUUCGCAGACAGCAGUAUCAGUAAUCGGUAUUCAAGUGUAUCGUCGGUGUCGACGGCCACGGGUCUCGGCUCGCCGAUCCCGCUAUCGAGCGCACAGAAACUGGAGCCUCCGAAACCUGAGCCAAGUUCGGAGGAGCAGUCGUCGCCUGUAUCGCCCAAACGACUCUCCCCUGAGCGCUCGAGAUCGUCGUCACCCACGAAGGGACUGGGGGGUUUCGUGCAGAGUGCGAUGAUGAAGAGAUCAGAUAGUGUAUCAAAACGGUGGAGCGCUCAACUUCCAUCGGGACUUGCACGGGGAAACUCGUUCGCCAACAACCGCAAUAGUUUCGCUGCGCCUAGCAAUGCAGACGCCCUCUCCGCGUCUCCUAGACUGAGUAGGGAUGGUCCAAUCUUACAUCCCCGCCCAGGAUCGAGUCACAGCGAAGCCACGAUGAAAGACGGUGAACGUCCCGCAACGCCUCCUGUGCCUGGUAGCAAUGUCAGCACACAGCUUGAAGAUAGUCCUAUCAGACCACCUCUCGCGCUCAACACCAAAUCCUCCAGUGGGAUGGACGGUGAGCGUCCAUCCACGCCUCCAGUGUCCGGCGGAAAUAGCAUUGCACGCUCUCACGAGUCGCCCGGCAGACCUCCCCUCUCUCUCCACGCAAGAUCUACUAGUGCACUAGGCAACGACCAAGGCUCUGAGACUGGAUCUCUACCUCCGACUAGUCCGGCAGUGUCGAGGACAAUGGACCCCAAGCGGUGGAGUCCCACAAAAUCUACUUGGCUAGAGAGUGCCUUGAAUCGACCAGAUUCCCCAAGGCACAAGAAACAGCCCUCACAAUCGGCAACGCCACCUUGGGUGAGAGACCGACAGUCCAAGGGCAGCAUCGAUUUGGGCCGAAAGAACAGCUUCAAGGAAGUCACUCCUGUGGGUCUCAUGCGGACUGCUGCUCCCGGUAGCCAUUCGAAGACUUCAAGUGUAUCCGGAAUGCCAGAUCUCUUGGGUGUCCAGGAAAUAUCGAAGCCGAAGGAGGAACCUUUACAAAAGCCAGUGGAGGAGCCAUUGAACAAAUCUACGGAGGAGACUUUAAACAGGCCUGUGGAGGAACCUUUCAAUAAGCCUGCGGAAGAGUCUGAGAACAAGCCCAACGAGGAGCCCGAGAAUAAGGACGAAGAGGAGAAGAACAUCGUCAAAGAAGAGCCUGAGAAUGAGGCUAAGGAAGAGGCAGAGAAUCUGGCUAGGGCAGAGCCCGAGAGUCCAGUGAAGGAGGUGCCUGAACACAAGGCCAACGAGGAACCGGAGGCUCAAGUCGCCGAACCGGAGGGCAACAAGGCACCGAUCGAAGACAGCAGCGAACCCGCAGCGGAAACCAUCGCUUCGGACAAAGCUCCGGCGGCGGAAACCGAGCUUCAAAGUACCGGAGAGGAUGUUAUUCGACGCAAGCGCGCACCCACCCUUCACAUCGCCCAGAAGUCAAGUGUCGACAUGCCCCUUUCCUCCCCUCGAGACCCUCUGCUGAAUCGGCCGAAGCCCCAGUCUCCUGUGAUCGAUUUCCGCGCCAAUCUUCGACGCCGAGAGGUGGUGAAGGAUGAGUCACGUCAAGAGGAACCCGAAUUCAAAAAUAUAUUUGGAAAACUCAAGAAGACGGAAGCUUCCAACUAUGUUGCGCCGGAUGAGCUCAAGGGCAACAUCCUGAAAGGAAAGGCGGCACUCAACACGACUGGGGGACCGAAGAAGUCGCAAAGAGUUGACGAACUGAAGGAGAGUAUUCUGAAGCAGAAAGAUGCCAUAAAAUCCAGCGGAGGCUCGCUGAGGCGCAAUACUGCCGGAGAGAUGGAUGCCCCCCCAUCGCUGGUGCCAGAAGCCAUUGCCAAGCGAAACAAUCUGGGCAAGUCUAACAACGACCUCUCCCCUAUCACGCCAACAUCCCCUUCAAAAGACUUUGGAACACCCCGUGUCUCGCAAGACACGCAGGCCCCAAGUCCAUCCCCCCGAGCGUCCAUGGAACAAGGAGAUAUGCCUACGCAGCCUGAAACUUUGGAAGAACAAAAGGCUGAUGCCCCUGUCACUCUGCUCGAGCCCGUCAAAUUUGAACCGUUUGACGUUGGAAAGAAUGACGACAGCGCUCCCGUCGACUCGGGUGAACAGGAUGACGCACCAGUGGUGGAGAAAAAACAAGAGGAGUCGGAAGAGGGAGCCAUCAAACCGGUGGGUGCUUUGCCGUUGAGCACUGAUGCGCAGGCAACGACCGUGCCUGCUGCCACUGAAGGUCCUGCUGCUAAAGGUAAACUUGCAGGCCGAAUAAAUCCUGCCUUGGCGGGCCUCCUAUCGCGCGGACCACCCGUUGCGGCGAGUGGAUCCGAUAAAACGCUUCCUUCGACUUCUUCCAACGAGGCUGAUGCAGAAGCGUCCAAGUCCGCCGCACCCCUUACGCAUGCAACGAAGAACCGUGCGAGAGGCCCAAAAAGGCGUCUUCCAAAUGCCACCACCCCAUCACAGGUGCCGGAACCUGCUCCGGAGCCUGCCCCGGAGGACAAGGAAGAACCCCAGGAGAUCCCAUCCUUGUAUGUGGAUAGCAAGGAGCCAGAGGUCAAGACCCCUCCUGAGCACGCUGUUGGUGGCUCCAACUGGCCACUGCCGGAUAUCGACUUUGGAUCGCAAGACUCGCCGGAGACCAGCUUGGCCCAGCUUACUCCGUCGGCGACCAACAAGCCCACGGAGUUCAGAAGGACAAUUCCGCGCAUGUCUUCGGUUGACAUCAAACAAAAAUCAGAAGGACUUAGCCCAUCCCCUUCGCCUGUCAUGGGCCAACGCCUUUCAGACCACGAAAGAACUUCCAGUGAAGACAUCGAAUCUCUGGAGGACUCUCCCGUCAACCGACCAACCCCUCCGUCGAAAGCCUCCAAUCCGUCAACCCCUGUUGUCGGCCAGGCCCGGACCUCUCAAAUUCAAUACUCGUCUCCAUCCCCCUCGCCCCUGCGCACAAGCUUCAAAGAUAAUUAUAUCCACCCGCCGCCAUCAUAUCGGAAGACUCCCGGCGUAGGGUCUCCUUGGUCCAGGGACUCGUCUCCGCGCGACAAGGCCCUGCCAUCCCCUCCCGUACCUCCGAAAUUCAAUACCCCUGCCGAUCAGCUUUCAUCGCCGAGAUCUUCUGCCUCGUUGGUUCCCCAGGCGGAUGAGUCCUUGGAAGCGAUUUCCGGAUUUUUCAAGACCUUCCCCAGCUCCAGCAAUAGCGUGGACAUCGAUCCUCAAACAAUGCUGGAAAACAAAAACGAUAACCAAAAAAUCCGGACGCUGAAGAAGCAGAUGUGGGAGAUCACGGGAGACGGCAAGCGCCAGGACCUCCCAGUGAACCAGGAGUACAUUCUGUACGAGGGCAGCAUGUACUUGUGCGUGCACAUGUUUGAAGCCGAAGGCAGCAUUCGCUCGGAAGUCCAUCUCUGGUGCGGUGAUGAUGUAGCCGACGCCGCGCUGGAUGACGCUCAGUCUUUCUCUCGAAGAGUCGCGAAGGAGAACAGCGCCAAACUCGAAGUCAUCAAGCAAGGCAAAGAAACCACCCGGUUCAUCCAAGCGCUUGGCGGCAUCCUGAUCACGCGUCGUGGAUUGAGCUCCCGCUCGAGUUCGUCGGCGAUUUUCAUGCUCUGCGGGCGGAAGCACCUGGGUCAAAUGGUGUUCGAUGAGGUCAACCUCUCGCCUCGCAAUCUGUGCACCGGAUAUCCUUUUGUGAUUUCGGCCAUGUUUGGCAAGUUGUACCUCUGGAAAGGCAAAGGAAGCUCGGCAGAGGAGAUCGGCGCUGCUCGACUGAUUGGCAUGGACCUGGGUCUGACGGGCGAAUUCGAAGAAGUGACCGAGGGCGAGGAACCCGAGAGCUUCUUCGAGGUGUUCCCGCCAUAUGCCGAGACUGGCGACUACAUGGACUCGGAUUUCUGGCGGCUGAAACCCAACUAUGAUCAUUUCCGCCUGCGGUUGCUUCGCAUCGACCACGAACUCGGACAGCGAUCAGGGUUCUGGCUGCGGCGAUCAGGCUCGGCAUCGCCAGUGAUCCGACCGAAUGACACCGUCCAGGAGGUGGAGCCUUUUUGCCAGAACGAUCUCGCCGGAAAGGGGGUUUUCAUUCUGGAUAUCUUCUUCGAGAUCUACGUGAUCGUUGGCGAACAAUCAUCGAACCGACCCGGCGAAUUCGCCUCGGCCGUGGUCUUCGCGCACGAGUAUGGCAUUCUGGCUGCUUCUCUCCAGGAUCGACCUUUCAUUCCUAAAAGCUACGUCGCCCUCGGAGGAAUCCCCGACUCCUGUCGCAGUGCGUUCCGGAAAUGGGUGCCGCGUUCUCCCUCCACGCCUCCUCCGCGAGUCUUCCCCUUGAAUGCGGCCAUCGAAGCCAUUCGCACCUAA